CUGCAGAAUUAGACGGGCUGUCACUCCACUGAUCUUCACUGCUGGGGUCACAUUAAGGUAAAGCAUGGGAGAUGCCCAGAUGAAAGAGUUUGGGGCGGCAGCCCCAUACCUGCGAAAGUCGGACAAGGAGCGUCUGGAGGCCCAGACUCGCCCCUUCGACAUGAAGAAGGAGUGCUUUGUCCCUGACACUGACGAGGAGUAUGUCAAGGCUACCGUUCUUAGCAGAGAUGGAGACAGAGUUACUGCUGAAACUGAGAGAGGGAAGACUGUAACUGUGAAGGAGGCUGAGGUCCACCCUCAGAACCCGCCAAAGUUCGAUAAAAUUGAGGACAUGGCGAUGUUCACCUUCCUGCAUGAGCCUGCUGUGCUGUAUAACCUCAAAGAGCGUUAUGCAGCCUGGAUGAUCUACACCUACUCUGGCCUGUUCUGUGUCACUGUCAACCCCUACAAGUGGCUGCCAGUGUACAAUCAGGAGGUGGUCGUUGCCUACAGAGGCAAGAAGAGGAGUGAAGCUCCUCCUCAUAUCUUCUCCAUCUCUGAUAACGCCUAUCAGUACAUGCUGACAGACAGAGAAAAUCAGUCUAUUCUCAUCACUGGAGAAUCUGGUGCUGGGAAGACUGUGAACACCAAGAGAGUCAUUCAGUAUUUCGCAAGUAUUGCAGCUGCAGGACCCAAGAAGGACGCUGCAUCUGAAAAAAAGGGCACCCUGGAGGAUCAAAUCAUCCAGGCCAACCCAGCCCUGGAGGCCUUUGGAAAUGCAAAGACCAUCAGAAAUGACAACUCCUCAAGAUUUGGCAAGUUCAUCAGAAUUCACUUUGGGGCAAGUGGAAAAUUGGCUUCUGCUGAUAUUGAGACUUAUCUUCUGGAGAAGUCUCGUGUGACUUUCCAGCUCAAGGCUGAGAGAGACUAUCACAUCUUCUACCAGAUCUUGUCCCAAAGGAAACCAGAACUGCUGGAAAUGCUGCUCAUUACCGCCAAUCCUUACGACUACGCCUUCAUCUCCCAAGGAGAGACGACAGUAGCCUCUAUUAAUGAUUCUGAAGAGCUGAUGGCCACUGAUGAAGCCUUUGAUGUGCUGGGCUUCACUCAGGAAGAGAAGAACAGCAUUUACAAGCUGGUUGGUGCCAUCAUGCACUACGGCAACAUGAAGUUCAAGCAGAAGCAACGAGAGGAGCAGGCAGAAGCUGAUGGCACUGAGGAUGCUGAUAAGGCUGCCUAUCUGAUGGGUCUGAAUUCUGCUGACCUCAUCAAGGGUCUGUGUCAUCCAAGGGUCAAAGUAGGGAAUGAAUGGGUCACCAAGGGACAGAAUGUCCAGCAGGUGUAUUAUGCUGUUGGUGCUCUGUCAAAGGCAGUGUACGAAAGAAUGUUCCUCUGGAUGGUGGUGAGAAUCAACCAAUCUCUGGACACCAAACAGCCUCGCCAGUACUUCAUUGGUGUGCUGGAUAUUGCAGGAUUUGAGAUCUUUGAUUUCAACACCUUUGAGCAGCUGUGCAUCAACUUCACCAACGAGAAGCUGCAGCAGUUCUUCAACCACCACAUGUUUGUGCUGGAGCAGGAGGAAUACAAGAAAGAGGGUAUUGAAUGGGAGUUCAUUGACUUCGGCAUGGACUUGCAGGCUUGCAUUGACCUAAUUGAAAAGCCCAUGGGUAUCAUGUCUAUCCUUGAAGAGGAGUGCAUGUUCCCCAAGGCCACCGAUGCCACCUUUAAAGCAAAGUUGUAUGACAACCAUCUGGGGAAAUCAAACAACUUCCAGAAGCCCAGGAUUGUCAAGGGGAAACCAGAGGCCCAUUUCUCCUUGAUUCAUUAUGCUGGCACUGUUGACUACAACAUUAUCAACUGGCUGGUGAAGAACAAGGACCCCCUGAAUGAGACUGUUGUUGGGCUGUACCAAAAGUCUACUAUGAAGUUAUUGGGCAUACUUUUUGCAAACUAUGCUGGUGCAGACUCUGCAAUGGAACAGCAAUCAGGAGGUGGUAAGGGCAAGGGAGGUGGAACAAAGAAGAAGGGUUCCUCCUUCCAGACUGUGUCUGCUCUUCACAGGGAGAACCUGAAUAAGCUGAUGACAAACUUGAGGUCCACUCACCCUCACUUUGUGCGCUGCAUCAUCCCCAAUGAGACCAAGACUCCUGGGGCCAUGGAGAAUCCACUGGUGAUGCACCAGCUGCGCUGUAACGGUGUGCUGGAAGGCAUCAGGAUCUGCAGAAAGGGCUUCCCCAACAGGAUCCUGUAUGGGGACUUCAAGCAGAGAUACCGCAUCCUGAACCCUGCUGCUAUCCCUGAGGGACAGUUCAUUGACAGCAGGAAGGGUGCAGAAAAACUGCUGGGGUCUCUGGAUAUUGACCACAAUCAGUACAAGUUUGGACACACUAAGGUAUUCUUCAAAGCUGGUCUACUGGGUACUCUGGAGGAGAUGAGAGAUGACCGUCUGGCUCUCAUCAUCACUGCAAUCCAGGCCAGGUCCCGUGGUCUUCUCGCAAGAAUUGAGUUCCAGAAAAUUGUUGAACGAAGGGACGCCUUGCUUGUGAUCCAAUGGAAUGUCCGUGCCUUCAUGGGUGUGAAGAACUGGCCCUGGAUGAAGCUCUAUUUCAAGAUCAAACCUCUGCUGAGGUCUGCUGAGGCUGAGAAAGAGAUGGCCAAUAUGAAGGAGGAGUUCCUGAAGCUUAAAGAGGCAUAUGCUAAAUCUGAGGCCCGCAGGAAGGAGCUUGAAGAGAAAAUGGUCUCUCUUCUCCAAGAGAAGAAUGAUCUGCAGCUUCAAGUCCAGGCUGAACAAGAUAAUCUCUGUGAUGCUGAGGAGCGAUGUGAAGGGCUGAUCAAGAAUAAGAUCCAGCUUGAGGCUAAAAUCAAAGAGCUGACAGAGAGACUGGAGGAUGAGGAGGAAAUGAAUGCAGAGCUAACUGCCAAGAAGAGGAAGCUGGAGGAUGAGUGCUCUGAGCUGAAGAAGGACAUUGAUGAUCUGGAGCUCACUCUGGCUAAAGUAGAGAAGGAAAAGCAUGCCACUGAGAAUAAGGUGAAGAACCUGACUGAGGAAAUGGCAGCUCUGGACGAAAUCAUCGCCAAGCUGACCAAGGAGAAGAAGGCUCUUCAGGAGGCUCACCAGCAAACCCUGGAUGACCUGCAGAGUGAGGAGGACAAAGUGAACACGCUGACCAAGGCAAAAGCCAAACUGGAGCAGCAAGUCGAUGAUCUGGAGGGAUCACUGGAACAGGAAAAAAAGAUUCGAAUGGAUCUUGAGAGAGCAAAGAGGAAGCUUGAGGGAGACUUGAAGCUUACUCAGGAGAAUGUAAUGGACCUGGAGAAUGACAAGCAGCAGCUGGAGGAGAGACUAAAGAAAAAAGACUUUGAGAUCAGUCAGCUAAAUAGCAAAAUUGAAGAUGAAUUGGCCUUGGCUGCUCAGCUCCAGAAGAAACUGAAGGAGCUGCAGGCUCGCAUUGAGGAGUUGGAAGAAGAGCUUGAGGCUGAGAGAGCUGCCCGUGCUAAGGUGGAAAAACAAAGAGCAGACUUAUCCAGAGAGCUGGAGGAGAUCAGUGAGAGGCUGGAGGAGGCUGGUGGGGCCACAGCUGCUCAGAUUGAGAUGAACAAGAAGAGGGAGGCAGAAUUCCAGAAGGUGCGCAGAGACCUUGAAGAGGCCACACUGCAGCAUGAGGCUACAGCUGCCACACUGAGGAAGAAACACGCUGACAGUGUGGCUGACUUGGGAGAGCAGAUUGAUAACCUGCAGAGAGUGAAACAGAAGCUAGAAAAGGAGAAGAGUGAGCUUAGACUGGAGCUGGACGAUGUGGUGUCCAACAUGGAACAGAUUGUUAAGUCUAAGACAAACUUAGAGAAGAUGUGCAGGACUCUCGAAGAUCAGAUGAAUGAGUACAGAACCAAGUUUGAGGAAGGUCAACGCAGCAUCAAUGACUUCACUAUGCAGAGAGCUAAGCUACAGACUGAGAAUGGGGAGCUUGCCAGACAGCUUGAGGAGAAAGACUCCCUAGUCUCUCAGCUGACAAGAGGAAAGCAGUCCUACACCCAGCAAACUGAAGACCUCAAAAGACAGCUGGAAGAGGAAGUCAAGGCGAAGAAUGCACUGGCCCAUGCAGUUCAGUCAGCUCGUCAUGACUGUGACCUGCUGAGAGAGCAGUAUGAGGAGGAACAGGAGGCCAAGGCUGAGCUGCAACGCAGUCUCUCCAAGGCCAACUCUGAGGUGGCUCAGUGGAGAACUAAGUAUGAGACUGAUGCCAUCCAGAGGACUGAGGAGCUGGAGGAUGCAAAGAAGAAACUGGCUCAGCGACUGCAGGAUGCAGAGGAAGCUGUGGAAGCUGUGAACGCUAAAUGCUCCUCCCUGGAGAAGACCAAACACAGGCUGCAGAAUGAGAUUGAAGAUCUCAUGGUAGAUGUGGAGAGAUCCAAUGCAGCUGCUGCCGCUCUGGACAAGAAGCAAAGGAACUUUGACAAGGUCCUGGCUGAGUGGAAGCAGAAGUAUGAAGAGUCACAGAGUGAGUUAGAGAGCUCCCAGAAGGAAGCCAGAUCUCUGAGCACUGAGCUCUUCAAGCUGAAGAACUCUUAUGAGGAGUCUCUGGAUCACCUGGAGACCAUGAAGCGGGAGAAUAAGAACCUGCAAGAGGAAAUUUCUGAUCUCACUGAGCAACUUGGUGAGGGAGGAAAGAGCAUUCAUGAACUGGAGAAAAUAAGGAAGCAGCUGGAGCAAGAGAAAACUGAGAUCCAAACUGCACUAGAGGAAGCAGAGGCAUCUCUAGAGCAUGAGGAAGGGAAGAUUCUGAGAGCCCAGUUGGAGUUUAAUCAAGUAAAGGCUGACAUUGAACGCAAACUGGCUGAAAAAGAGGAGGAGAUGGAACAGGCCAAGCGAAACCAGCAAAGAGUAGUGGACACCCUGCAAAGCUCACUGGAAGCAGAAACUCGCAGCAGGAAUGAAGCUCUCAGGCUGAAGAAGAAGAUGGAGGGAGACCUCAAUGAGAUGGAGAUACAGCUCAGCCAGGCCAACAGGCAGGCAGCCGAGGCCCAGAAGCAGCUCAAGGGCCUCCACUCUCACCUGAAGGAUGCUCAACUGCAGCUGGAUGAAUCCCUUCGUGCCAAUGAUGACCUGAAGGAGAAUAUUGCCAUUGUCGAAAGGCGCAACAAUCUGCUGCAGGCAGAACUUGAUGAGCUGAGGUCUAUGGUAGAACAGACUGAAAGAGGCCGCAAACUGGCUGAGCAGGAACUGCUGGAUGUCAGUGAGAGAGUACAGCUUCUACACUCACAGAACACCAGCCUGCUCAACCAGAAGAAGAAGCUGGAGGGUGACACAUCCCAGCUUCAGACUGAAGUGGAAGAGGCUGUACAGGAGUGCAGGAAUGCUGAAGAAAAAGCCAAAAAGGCCAUCACUGAUGCUGCCAUGAUGGCAGAGGAGCUGAAGAAGGAGCAGGACACCAGUGCUCACCUGGAGCGCAUGAAGAAGAACAUGGAGCAGACCAUCAAGGACCUGCAGCACCGCCUGGAUGAAGCUGAGCAAAUCGCCAUGAAGGGGGGCAAGAAGCAGGUUCAGAAGCUGGAGGCUCGUGUGAGGGAGCUGGAAAAUGAGGUGGAAUUAGAGCAGAAGAAGAGCAGUGAUGCUGUGAAGGGAAUCCGUAAAUAUGAGAGACGCAUCAAAGAGCUCACCUACCAGACUGAGGAGGACCGUAAGAAUUUGGCCCGUCUGCAGGACCUGGUGGACAAGCUGCAGCUGAAGGUCAAGUCCUACAAGAGGACUGCAGAGGAGGCUGAGGAACAGGCGAACAGUAAUCUGACCAAGUUCCGCAAGAUGCAGCAUGAGCUGGAUGAGGCAGAGGAGCGAGCCGACAUAGCAGAGUCUCAGGUCAACAAGCUGCGCGCCAAGAGCCGUGAUGUGGGCUCAAAGAAAGGGCAUGAAGAAGAGUGAAGCUCUCAGAUGGACCUUUCUGAAACCUCUUGACUUGCUGUGUUGUAGUUUUCCCAUGUCCCCUUUCCUGUAAUUCUGUAGAAUAAACUUAAUUUGCAACUGAA
Molecule: messenger RNA, 6000 nt
Organism: Megalops cyprinoides (Indo-Pacific tarpon)
Lineage: Eukaryota; Metazoa; Chordata; Actinopteri; Elopiformes; Megalopidae
Product: myosin-7-like
Exons: 39
Coding region: 65-5896 (1943 amino acids)
Cellular component (GO): myosin complex
Molecular function (GO): ATP binding; actin filament binding; cytoskeletal motor activity
Source: RefSeq, a predicted model, not a curated record